AUGACAGAUAAGACUACUGCGAGCACAAAGCAAGAUAACGGCUCUCUCGAAGAGACACCUGAAAAAAGCAACCGAUCUGCUGGCGCGAACAAUGAGGAUAAUAAAGGCUACGAUGACGUUACAACAGACGAGGAAAAACACAAAGAUAACGGGGUUAAAAAGGAAGCCGACGGCAAAGAAGAAGUUGAGGACGAUGAAGAAAGCAGUGACGACGAUGAAGAUGAAGAAGAGGACGAUGAGGAUGAGGAUGAAGAUGAACCCAAACUUCGAUACAGGAGAGUAGGGGCUAGUGUAAAAGAGUUACUACAAAAAGAUACCGCUUCAACCUUGCGCGUGUCAGAUCGUUUUGUGGCUUUAGGAACUCAUUGGGGAGCUGUCCAUAUCCUUGAUUUUGAAGGCAAUGUCAUUAAGAGCUUCAAAAGCCAUUCAGCCACUAUCAACGAUAUCUCUAUCGAUAACUCAAUGGAAUAUGUAGCAAGUGCCUCUGAUGAUGGAAAAGUCAAUAUAUACGCACUUUAUACCCCCGAGAUACAAUCUUACAACUUCAAAAGGCCCAUCAAAUCAGUCGCCCUCGAUCCAGAAUAUGCUCGUAAAGGAGCCAACAAAAAGAAAUUUGUCUCGGGUGGGUUAGCCGAGCAACUUAUCCUCAGCACGCAGGAGAAACGAACCAAUUGGUUCUCAUCAGGAACAGCAUCAUCCACAACAACAUCAAAUCAUAACUAUCAUCAUAAAGAUGUUGUAUUACAUGCUAAUGAAGGACCUAUUUACGCCAUCCGUUGGGCCAAAAAUUUCAUUGCUUGGGCUAAUGAUACAGGUGUCAAAAUUUACGACACAGAUACGAAUCUACGCAUUACUUAUAUCGAUCGACCAGAAAAUAGUCCUCGUGCUGAAUUGUAUCGUUGUCGAUUGGCUUGGAAAACGGAUCAUAAGACUUUGUUGAUCGGUUGGGCCGAUACGGUGAAAGUAGCCGUCGUGCAGCCUAAGCCCGAACCAGUGCAUCCAGGACAGCCUCGUUAUUAUGUAGAGAUUGUGCAUAUGUUUCAAACAGAUUAUAUGAUUUGUGGUAUUGCACCGUUUGGAGAUAUGUUGAUGCUCUUGGCUUAUUUCACAGAAGAGCAACAAAAGCGCGAUCAGGAUGAAGAUACAGAGCUCACCUCUCGAAGAAACGGAAAUAGAUGGCUGGCCUCAAAACCUGAACUUCAUAUCAUCAACGCCAACAAUGAGGAGAUUUCUGCUGACGUAUUAGCGUUGCACGGAUUCGAACUUUACCAAGCAAAUGAUUAUGUCUUGGACUUUUUAAUGGACGAUAUAGAUAGUGAAGUAGCGGAACUCAAUGAUGAGAAGAAGACAAUGGACGACCUUGUUGCAAUGGCUGAUAGUAUGUUCUAUAUUAUGGGCCCGAAAGAUCUGAUCGCAGCUCGUUCAAGAGAUGUCGACGAUCAUAUCGAAUGGUUGUUGGAUCAUGAAAAGUUUGGAGACGCUCUCACAACACUACGCGCUUUGUCCACGCCGUCCAAGCGAUUUAACGAGGAAGAAGUCGGUCAAACGUAUCUGCAUUGGCUUAUGAAAGUGAAACAGUACCAAGAAGCAGCAAAAGAAUGCCCUUCUAUUCUUAAACAUGAUCCCGCGCUUUGGGAAGACUGGAUUUUCAGAUUUUUAGAGCUGGGCGAACUUAGUGCAAUUGCUCCUUUCAUACCCAUCGAGGAUCCCCAAUUGAGCAGCACAGUUUAUGAGAUUGUUCUUGCUUGUUUUCUUAAAAGCGAUUAUGAAGGACUAUUAAAGACAAUACAGCAGUGGCCUAAAACGUUGUAUAGUCUUUCAAACGUCAUCGUAGCAGUAGAAGAUGUAUUGAGGAAAAAAGAGAAGAAGCAACAACACCAUCCUAUUACAAACGAGGAUAAAGAUGAUGAGAUUCUGCUAGAAUGCCUUGCAGAGUUAUACACGAUGAAUAAUCAACCUGAUAAAGCCAUCGAGUACAAUUUGCGAUUGAGGAGACCAAAUGCAUUUGAACUCAUUCAAGAAUACAAUAUGUUUGAUGCGGUAAAGGAUAAAGCCGUUUUGUUGCUGGAGUUUGAUCAGUAUUUAGCCGGAAAAGAAGGCAAUAAGCAGCAGCUGUCGAAAAUGCCUGCAGUUCAACUUUUGGUGAAAAACACAGACGCGAUUCCUCCUGCCAAGGUGGUCAAACAACUAGAACGUCACCGUCAGUUCUUACAUAUUUAUUUGGAUGCAUUAUUUGAUCGUGAUCACCAAUUGGGUUUCCAAUUUCACGACCUUCAAGUCGAGCUAUACGCAGAGUAUGAUUAUCCCAAAUUGUUGCCUUUUUUACGAGCCAGUCAUUAUAUAUCUUUGGAGAAGGCUUUCAAGCUGUGUGAAAAGAAAGACUUGGUGCCUGAAAUGGUGUUCAUUCUGGGUCGGAUGGGUAACAAUAAGAAAGCUCUUAUGCUGAUUAUAGAAAGAUUAGGAGAUGUACAAAUGGCGAUUGAUUUUGCUAAAGAACAAAAGGACAAUGAACUCUGGGAAGACUUGCUGACGUAUUCUAUGGAUAAACCAAAGUUUAUUUGUGGUUUGCUUGAGAAUGUGGGUACCGAGAUCGAUCCACUUCGACUUAUCCAACGUAUUCCGGACGACUUGGAAAUACCAGGCUUAAAAGAGGCCUUGAUCAAAAUAUUGCAAGACUACAAUUUACAAAUGUCCCUACACGCGGGUUGUGAAAAGAUAUUAGUAAGGGAUAGUGUAUUUUUAGCGGACAAGAUGUAUAAGGCUCAGAAAAGAGGCGUUCACUGUCAUCGUAAGUUUAUACAAAUUUGCUGUUGUUGGCUUAUUGUUAUUAUUACUAUUGGGUUUACUCAACCUCAGAAUCAACGUUACUUUAUCUAG
Mycotypha africana is the source of this 2877-nucleotide messenger RNA. RefSeq lists its product as uncharacterized. The record is from RefSeq and is a predicted model, not a curated record. Gene Ontology annotation, biological process: endosomal vesicle fusion; cellular response to starvation; protein targeting to vacuole. The transcript is spliced from 8 exons. NCBI's taxonomy places the organism in Eukaryota, Fungi, Mucoromycota, Mucoromycetes, Mucorales, Mycotyphaceae. Bases 1 to 2877 code for a protein of 958 amino acids. Gene Ontology annotation, cellular component: HOPS complex; late endosome. Gene Ontology annotation, molecular function: protein binding.